Arctia plantaginis is the source of this 1524-nucleotide messenger RNA. The record is from the annotation of a GenBank genome assembly. Lineage: Eukaryota; Metazoa; Arthropoda; Insecta; Lepidoptera; Erebidae.
AUGGGGUUUGAUGAUGGACAGAUACUCUUGGACAGUGAUAAUGGUGCUUAUUUUCCCGGUCAAACUAUCUAUGGUCAAAUGGUUUUUGACCAAGGAAAAGCUAAAACUAUUCACGGUAUAUAUAUAAGUUUUAAAGGGUUCUGCAAAGUGCAUUGGACUACAACCGAGACGCGUCGUGUCAAUAAUCGAACUGUAACUAAGCAGGUACACCACGAAUCUUAUGAAGAGUACUUUAACAGGAAGGUGUUCGUGUUGGGCAAUGAAAAUGACGAUCAUCAGUUGCAGCCAGGUCACCAUGAGUUCAACUUCGACUUUCCCCUUCCUAUCAACAUUCCAACUUCCCUCGAAGCCGACUAUGGGCACAUCCGGUACCGUGUCAAAGCCGUCAUGGUCACGUCUGGGAUAUUCUCGUCGAAUAAAGAAAAAAUGGCCGCUCUCAGAGUGUUUGUGCCCGUUAAUUUAAAUCUGAAUCCUUAUUGUCAGGAACCUGUACAGCUGGAGCUAAUAAACUCUUACUGCUGUUGGUGCGCAGCUGCUGGUUCCUCCGAGGUUCGAGUUAAGAUGCCAGUGGGGGGGUACUGUCCCGGUCAGACCAUACCGCUCGAAGUCAAGGUCUCAAACCUUAGUCGUGUUGACAUUGAUGAGAUAAAGAUGACCAUUAAAAGGGCAAUACGAUUCGAAGCAGUUUCACGACCAGGCGUCCGCACAGAAAAGUACAUAGUGGCACAAAUCAAGAAAGGCCCUGUGGUGAGCGGCACCGCUCCUGAAUGGAACUUGGAGAUGCCCAUCUCAGCCAUGGAGAUAUAUAACUUCGAUACCUGCAAGUAUAUUGAUGUCAGCUACACUUUCAAGUUGUCAAUAGAAGUCAGCGGUUGCCACCAAGACGCUGAUGAGUCUCACCCCAUAAUAUUUGGCAAUAUUCCAUUAGUGGGCUUCCAGGAUAACGUACUAAACCCACUUCAAGACCAAAUGCCUAAAAACAUGCCGGGUGAAAACAUACAAAGCGGCAACUACUAUCCUGCUCCAGCAAUCAUCCCCCAACCACAAGCUGUUACGGCUCAGCCUAAUGGCAACUACCAACAAAAUACUCCUUACCCUGGACCACAACCUUAUCCAGGGAUCCAGCCUUAUCCAAACCCAGGCAACCAACCUUACCCCUAUCCAGGAAACCAACCUUACCCGAAUCCAGGCAAUCAGCCUUACCCUAAUCAACCUUAUCCGCCCCAAGGAAAUCAGCUUUACCCGAACCAACCUUACCCAAUUGUCACACCUUACAGUGAUAGUGGUUCUCCUUACCCAGCUGGAAAUCUACCUCAACCAUCCCCAGUUCCUUUACCUGGCCCAGAGCCUGUGACUAAACCAGCUGUCACUAACUCUAAUUUAGUCAAAACUGAAAAGUUCGGCGUAGUGGUGAGCGGUGAUGGGGCAAGUGUGCCGCUUUUGCCCCCUGAGUCCAGCCCACCACCCUAUCCCACCGGCCCUCCGUCGAGUCCCUACGGAGCACCUUCAGCACCACCACCUUAA